AUGUACGGACAGAUUGAGUUGGACAUAGAUCUCGAUGACAAGAUUACUCGCAUCAAAGAGAAGGUUGAAGAGCAGUCCGGUGUGCCACCACAGCAGCAAAGGUUGAUCUUCGGUGGGAGACAGAUGCCGGACGACAAGACCGCUAAGGAGUUCAACAUCUCCGCAGGAUCAGUUCUCCACCUUGUUCUUGCUCUCCGUGGCGGCUUUUGA
Suillus subaureus is the source of this 210-nucleotide messenger RNA. RefSeq names its product ubiquitin-like protein. Gene Ontology annotation, biological process: protein neddylation; regulation of proteolysis; modification-dependent protein catabolic process. The record is from RefSeq and is a predicted model, not a curated record. Gene Ontology annotation, cellular component: nucleus; cytoplasm. Gene Ontology annotation, molecular function: ubiquitin protein ligase binding; protein tag activity. The transcript has 3 exons. The coding region runs from base 1 to 210 and encodes 69 amino acids. Lineage: Eukaryota; Fungi; Basidiomycota; Agaricomycetes; Boletales; Suillaceae.